AUUUUUUUUUUUCAAUUAAAAGCCUCUUCUUAUAUGACUAACAAUUAACUCUACACAUCAAAGUAUAAUUCAUUCCUAAUGUAAUCUAUAUCUCAAUUAUCGAGAAGAUCUUAUGAAACUGGUCCUAAUGUCUACAUCCGGCUAUCGAGAGAAGAUCUUAUAAACAAUUGAAGGCAAAAGGAUUUUGGUUUAGGUCACCAGUCACUUUAAUGAUGACCAAAAUUUCUGAACUCAUUGGCGUAGCCGAUACUGUAAGAACUACCAAACCAAGAUUUCUUGCACGUAAACAUUCUCAGUCCAAGCCAACUUGGCAAAAUCAAUGCCAAAUUAAGCAUGGGGAAGCCCCCAUAAAAGAACCCUCCAUACCAGCUCAAAAAAUGAAAAAAUAAAAUAAAAUAUAAUAUCAAACACUUUCUCAUCUUUCCCUUUUCCAUCUUUACCUCCUGUUCUCCUUGACUCUUAUCAUUGCAUAGUGUGGAAGACCUCCCCACUUUCAGCACUCAUGAAGCAUACUACUCUUGCAAAGCUAAACAACACUCAAACUAUUAUGUUCUGCUUCUGAAUUUCCAGUUGGCCUUGGCCCAAAACUUUUUAGACUCUUUCUUCUUUUCUCUUUUUCUUUCUUUUUUUCCAAUUUCCUUUAUUCCGCUACCUCUUCACAGAAAUAUCAACUACCAAGAAGAGCCAAUCUGUAUUCCCACACUCUCCUCAAUCCCAACACGCAUUUUAACACAAGAAAGAACACACUGCUGACACGCGAGAAAAUAGAAGGUUUGUCAGCAAUUAAGAUGUUGGAUCCUGCAAAUGAGCUGCUGCCUCCUCCAUCAUCUCCCACCAUUUCUUCCGUUUCUUCUUCCGAUCUUGACACCGAGUCUACAGGUUCAUUUUUCCAUGACCGGAGUACGACAUUAGGGACGUUGAUGGGCGUCACUUUUCCAGCUAUUACAUUCAGAGCUCCUUCCCGGUCCCACUCUCAGCACCGGCAACUUCAGACGGCGACGACAAACGGCCCCGUUAACGUCUGCCGGAGAAACAAGAAGGCGAAGAAGAACAGGGCGGUUGCAAUGGCGGCCGAGGAGGAUGAGAGGCGGCGGUGGAGAAGACGAAGGUGGUGGAGGUUUUGCAGGGAUGAGUGUGAUUGUCAGCCAUCUUCGUUAGGGGAGUAUUUGGAGGUGGAAAGGAGGUUCGGGGACGGCGCAUUUUUUGGUGGUGCUGCGACGGAGCUUGAAGGAGUUGGAGGAAUCCAUAUGCAGCCCACAGACGGGAGGGUUUUGUUUGCUAAUGGGAGGGUUCUGCCACCUGCCCAGGUGGAUGAAGCGGAGUCGGCCGCCGGAGGCUUAUGUAGAUUCUCGGUGGUGUCUCUCGGUGGCAUCUGCAGUGGUGGUGGCGGAGGUGUUGGAUAGAAUACCUUUUCUCUAAUUGCCUUUUCCUUUGUUCAUUUUCUCAUUUCUGGUGCUAACUUUUUAAUUAUUCACUUUAUGGUAAAUUUUAUAGCAAUAAGCUGUAGAAUAUUGGAUAAGCACCUCGUGGAAUCAAUAAUUGUAUUGUUGUGGAUAAAAGCUUGAUUCCCUAGUUUUUUUUUGUUUUUUUUUAUUUUUAAUGUCAUCUUAUUUUUCUUAAACAAGAUGAAAAUAAAAACAACCCUCCAUUAAGCACACAAAAUUAAUAUGCUUUUCAGUUCUUUGGAUACUUGGAAGGUAGAAAUUGUCACCAUCAAAAGAUGCAUUUUAGUGUCAAAAUUGCUCAAUGGACUUAGAAUAAUGUGGUGGAACAUUUGACUGGAAGAAGACUAUCUUAGAAUUAUUUGAACAAAUCUCUUGUCAUGAUAUGUUUGCCAUGGACAACAAUCACUGCAUAAAACAUGGGGAAAGAGUUGCAUGAUUAGAUACUCCAUUAUUACUACCAUUUACUUGUAAUUUAGCCUGCUGCUACCUUGGAUGCUUCAAAAUUUGUUUAAAGUAGGAGAAACAUUUUGGAACUAUUACCAGCACAUCCAUGGCCCAAUGCCAAACUAGGUUUUGGCACCAUGCAUUUGUUGAGUCACUUUCAUCAGGCAAAUGAGGCACUUUUGGUGAACUUUGAGUUGGCUUUGGUUUAAAGCCAAUUGUUUAUGUUUGGCAUGCAAAAAUAGAGGCAACAAUUGCUGUAAUGAAAGGGAAAGUGGGAAACAGAAUCACAUGAAGGAUAUGAAUAUUUGAUGUGGCCAACUCCUCAAAAGAUUUUGAUUUUGCUCUGCUAUCUGAUUAUUAAUGUGAGAAUAGAGUCCUUCAACAA
Coffea arabica (coffee) is the source of this 2274-nucleotide messenger RNA. RefSeq lists its product as uncharacterized. Lineage: Eukaryota; Viridiplantae; Streptophyta; Magnoliopsida; Gentianales; Rubiaceae. The record is from RefSeq and is a predicted model, not a curated record.